Molecule: messenger RNA, 5398 nt
Organism: Camelus dromedarius (Arabian camel)
Lineage: Eukaryota; Metazoa; Chordata; Mammalia; Artiodactyla; Camelidae
Gene: PPP4R3B
Product: protein phosphatase 4 regulatory subunit 3B
Exons: 16
Coding region: 449-2911 (820 amino acids)
Biological process (GO): DNA damage response; protein dephosphorylation
Cellular component (GO): nucleoplasm; protein phosphatase 4 complex
Molecular function (GO): protein phosphatase activator activity
Source: RefSeq, a predicted model, not a curated record
UAGCUGGGUCGGGUAGGGAAGCGCGUGCAGAAACGGAGGCGUUGCCUGUUGGACUCGUCGGCCGCCGUAGCCCCUGCUAGGACAGCCCGUACGAGCCUGCUGGAGGAGGAAGAGAAAGGCAGAGAGAAUCGGGUUACAAGAUGGCGGAUCUGUAGUAGUUACCGCGGCGGCGGCGGCAGUGGGAGAGCGAGCGAGCUCUGGGGGGCAAAGGGCGGGGAGGGUGGGUGUGUGCGGGGGUGCACUGAGGGGUAACCGGGACUUCGGGCUGAAAGGUCUCAGUGGCUCUUGUUGCCUCUUCCCGCGGCUGAACCUUGGGAGCCAUGGUGAACUCAGGCCUCUCCGGAGCCGCCGCUGCUUUCGCCACCGCCGCUACCGUCUCUCAAGAGUGAGGGGCGCGGACGAGGUGAGCGAGGAGGCGGCGGCUGCAGCAGUGGGCACAGCAGCCACCAUGUCGGAUACGCGGCGGAGAGUGAAGGUCUACACCCUGAACGAAGAUCGGCAAUGGGACGACCGAGGCACCGGGCACGUCUCCUCCACUUAUGUGGAGGAGCUCAAGGGGAUGUCGCUGCUGGUUCGGGCAGAGUCCGACGGAUCACUACUCUUGGAAUCAAAGAUAAAUCCAAACACUGCAUAUCAGAAGCAACAGGAUACAUUAAUUGUUUGGUCAGAAGCUGAAAACUAUGAUCUGGCACUAAGUUUUCAGGAAAAAGCUGGUUGUGAUGAGAUCUGGGAAAAAAUUUGUCAGGUUCAAGGUAAGGAUCCAUCUGUGGAAGUCACACAGGAUCUCAUUGAUGAAUCAGAAGAAGAAAGAUUUGAAGAAAUGCCUGAAACAAGUCAUCUGAUUGACCUGCCCACAUGUGAACUCAAUAAACUUGAAGAGAUUGCUGACUUAGUUACCUCAGUUCUCUCCUCACCUAUCCGUAGGGAAAAGCUGGCUCUGGCCUUGGAAAAUGAAGGCUAUAUUAAAAAACUACUGCAGCUGUUCCAAGCUUGUGAGAACCUAGAAAACACUGAAGGCUUACACCAUUUAUAUGAAAUUAUUAGAGGAAUCUUAUUCCUAAAUAAGGCAACUCUGUUUGAGGUAAUGUUUUCUGAUGAGUGUAUCAUGGAUGUCGUGGGAUGCCUUGAAUAUGACCCUGCUUUGGCUCAGCCAAAAAGGCACAGAGAAUUCUUGACCAAAACUGCAAAGUUUAAGGAAGUUAUUCCAAUAACAGAUUCUGAACUAAGGCAAAAAAUACAUCAGACUUACAGGGUACAGUACAUUCAGGACAUCAUUUUGCCUACGCCAUCAGUUUUUGAAGAGAAUUUUCUUUCUACUCUUACAUCUUUUAUUUUCUUCAACAAAGUUGAGAUAGUCAGCAUGUUGCAGGAAGAUGAGAAGUUUUUGUCUGAAGUUUUUGCACAAUUAACAGAUGAGGCCACAGAUGAUGAUAAACGACGAGAAUUGGUUAAUUUUUUCAAGGAAUUUUGUGCAUUUUCUCAGACAUUGCAACCUCAAAACAGGGAUGCAUUUUUCAAGACUUUGGCGAAGUUGGGGAUUCUUCCUGCUCUUGAAAUUGUAAUGGGUAUGGAUGAUUUGCAAGUCAGAUCAGCUGCUACGGAUAUAUUUUCUUACCUAGUAGAGUUUAGUCCAUCCAUGGUCCGAGAAUUUGUAAUGCAAGAAGCCCAGCAGAGUGAUGAUGAUAUCCUUCUUAUUAAUGUAGUAAUUGAACAAAUGAUCUGUGAUACUGAUCCUGAGCUAGGAGGUGCUGUUCAGUUAAUGGGACUUCUUCGUACUCUAAUUGAUCCAGAGAACAUGCUGGCUACAACUAAUAAAACUGAAAAAAGUGAAUUUUUAAAUUUCUUCUACAACCAUUGUAUGCAUGUCCUCACAGCACCACUUUUGACCAAUACUUCAGAAGACAAAUGUGGAAAGGAUAAUAUAGUUGGAUCUAACAAAAACAGCACGAUUUGUCCUGACAAUUAUCAAACAGCACAGCUGCUUGCCUUAAUUUUAGAGCUACUCACAUUUUGUGUGGAACAUCACACGUAUCACAUAAAAAACUAUAUUAUGAACAAGGACUUGCUAAGAAGAGUCUUGGUCUUGAUGAAUUCCAAGCACACUUUCCUGGCUUUGUGUGCUCUUCGUUUUAUGAGGCGGAUAAUCGGCCUUAAAGAUGAAUUUUAUAAUCGUUACAUCACCAAGGGAAAUCUUUUUGAGCCAGUUAUAAAUGCUCUUCUGGAUAAUGGAACUCGGUACAAUCUAUUGAAUUCAGCUGUUGUUGAGUUAUUUGAAUUUAUAAGAGUGGAAGAUAUCAAGUCUCUUACUGCACAUAUAGUUGAAAAUUUUUAUAAAGCACUUGAAUCGAUUGAAUAUGUUCAGACAUUCAAAGGAUUGAAGACUAAAUAUGAGCAAGAAAAAGACAGACAAAAUCAGAAACUGAACAGUGUACCAUCUAUAUUACGUAGUAACAGAUUUCGCAGAGAUGCAAAAGCCUUGGAAGAGGAUGAAGAAAUGUGGUUUAAUGAAGAUGAAGAGGAGGAAGGAAAAACAGUUGUGGCGCCAGUGGAAAAAUCUAAGCCAGAAGAUGAUUUUCCAGAUAGUUAUGAAAAAUUCAUGGAGACCAAAAAAGCAAAAGAAAGUGAAGACAAGGAAAAUCUUCCCAAAAGGACAUCUUCUGGUGGCUUCAAAUUUACUUUCUCCCACUCUGCCAGUGCUGCUAAUGGAACAAACAGUGCAAACAGUAAAUCUGUAGUGGCUCAGACACCACCAGCAAGUUCUAAUGGAUCCUCUUCCAAAACAACAAACUUGGCUACGUCAGUAACAGCCACCAAGGCAAGUUUGGUUGGUUUAGUGGAUUAUCCAGAUGAUGAGGAGGAAGAGGAAGAAGAAGAAACAUCUCCCAGGAAAAGACCUCGUCUUGGCUCAUAAAAUAUUUACUGGAGACCCUCAACAUGUGGUCUUUCUAAAAUGCUGCAACUGUUCAAUGAGCUGAAAAUCUGAAUCAGAAAGCUUUCUCACUUGAACUUAUAAAUAUACAAGGAGUAGCAAAAGACACUCAGUAUAUCAGCUAGGAGAAUUUAGUUCUGUAAAGAAACAGGCUUCCCAGGAACUUGAUCACUUGCUAGUAAUUAAGGGGUUUGCCUUUUAGGCUGUCAAAAAAAAAAAAAAAAGGGUUAGUAACCAGAACCUGGGAAAUAGCUUCUUAGUAAGGAAACUCUCAGGUUUUGGGACGGUUUGAGGGAGGGACAAAGUUGGUAAAAUACUAUUAAUGCAGGGUUGCUCCCGGGGGUUUUCCAAUCUAGAAACAAUUGUAAAACUUAAGUUGCAAACCCAACAACAUUACUUGUAUAAUGGUGCUGGCCAUGUUGUUCUUUUAAUCAGUUGCCUCUUUUUAAAAGAAAUUUUUAUGGAAAGCAAAUUCAACUAUCAUAAAAAAUGAAGUUAAGCUGUGGGACCAUUUAUUUGAAGAUUUAACAAAAAUUCAGCCUUAUUGGCAGUUGGAGGAAAAUACACCCUGUAUUACAGCACAUACUGAGUUUUCUACACUAGGAAUUUUUAGUAUGUAUUUUGAUGAAAACAAGCUGGAUUCAAAAUGGACAGUUUUGUUAAUACAGCUUUAAAAUCAGCACUUUUAGAGAUAACAGAUGCAAAGGAUCAGUACAGUAGUAUUCCAAAGUGAUUCUAGAAAUGGGAAUGGACUGAACAGAAUGUUUCAACUGCCAACCAGUACAAUCUUUCAUGGAAGGUACUUUGAAGUCACUUUCUGCUUUCUUUGUAAAGUUGUUUCUCCCACUGCAGAGCUGCAGGCAAGUUUUCAAAUGUAAUUUAUAAAGAAUAAUAUACAAAGAAUAGUGCUGAAUUAAGUGGCAUUCAAUAUCUAGAGGCCAUUUUGAUCCAAGAAGUUACUUCUUUGUCAAAGUCAGUGUGCAGCACAUGAAGCUUUUCCAUAAAUAAACAAGGGUGUAAGAUGAAAGCUGCUUUUUUUUUAAAGAAUAAAAGCACAUUCCAUGUACGUAAAUGAAUUUAAAGUAAUAAAUUGAGGCAAACAGUUAAGAGGUUUUAUUUUUAGAACAGCAAGUUAACUGUAAAUAUUUUAAUGUUAGUUUGCUCAUCUAUGAUCUGAGAUCAUGCUGAAGGGAGAAAAACGUCCCCCAAACUACAAUUUAAUGCAUUGGGAGAAAAAAAAUACUAAAAAUAGUAAUUCCAGCUACAGUCUUCAGAUCACCCUUGUAAUGUGUUAUGGGUCCAUUUUUCCUGGAAUAGCUUAAACUGAAGCAGUUUCCCCUGUUUUGGAGAUUUUGUAGUUAAUUUUAAUUUUGGCUAUUGUUUGGAAAAGAUGGGCUGUCUGUGUAGAUAUGAAGUAUAGUUUUUCCAUAAAACAGAUGUUUAUUUUGUAUUAAAAAUACCACUGUACUUGUUUUACACCAUUUGUAUACAUGUGGUGAUAUUAAUGCUGAACUGUAAAAUUCAGGAAUUAAAAUGUGACCCUGUAAUUCUAUGGUUGUUGCUUUUGUUUGGUUUGUUGUAAAUUUAAUUCCAUUUUGAGAUAUGUCCAUUUUAUAAGUGUCUUUUAAAAGCCAGUACGUUAUCCAUAGAUAAUUAUAAACCACUCUGUCAUACACCAAUCUGAAUGAAAGCACUCUAAACAAACAAGGGUCAACUGCACUUUAAAAAUCACUGACUCUACUUAUAGAAGGUGUGCCUUAGGCAAAUAAAACCCCCACCAAAGCAUCACAGCUUGGGGCUAUUAUCACCUCUUUGAUUAAAGUUACAUACAAUGAAAAAAGACUCUCCACCUCAUAAAGGCAGGUGACUCAGGAUAAUUUAAACCAAGAUCAGUAAAGUUACCAUAUGAAUACAUUUUCUUUCAAGGAAAUUUUAUCAAGCCCCCUUCACUCUUCUUAGCUAUUAUUAAAUUUCCUCUUGUAAUCUAAGAAGCCCCGACCUAAAGCAUUUCCCUAUUUACUCUUGACUCUUCCUCAUUAAGUAAUUUAAGUUUCAGUGGGAAGUGUUAUUUUUAUGUAUCUUACUAAGUUCCUUUAAUUUUUCCUUUCUCAAGAACUGCCACAAGUCUUAAACAUUUAAAUCAUAAUCAUCAUAGGAACCUUUUCUUAUAGUAGAAAUGUGAAUGUUUUGUUGAAUUAUAGGAUAACUUUUCAUGGUACAGAUGUUCACCCACAAUGAUAUGAGAACAAGACAUAAAAUGUCCCUUGAAAGAAUAACUCAACAUUCCACAUGUUAGCUACUGUCUUGAAUGACUAACCUCAAGCAGAUCAAGAUUUUUUUAUCUUUAUCUUUCACUCAGUGAAGCAAGCCAGAGCCCACAUUUGUAUGCCUGAGGUUUUCUUAAAAUUUUAUCUGUAAACAUGUAUCCAAUAUAAAAAUUAUUUUUAAUAAAAAGUUAUCUGAAACAGA